CGGCGCGCUUUUGAAGGUUGUAACUUUUUUUCACGUGGUAUUAUUUUAUUUUCCUAUUAGUUUUUCUCUUUAAUUUAACACUUAAUAGCGAUAAAUAAUUCGUCACUGAUAGGGUUCUAUCAAUUUGACACCUUAUUUAGGAACUCAACGUCAUAAAUUAAUCUUGCUAAUUCUCACGCUAUCUCUAUCACCAAUUAACGUUAAUAUAUUUACUCUUAACUAAUACUGGGUCUGAUCCUACCAUAAAACUUCACACGUUCACUAAGUUAAAUUACAACUAUCGCUGUCCACCUAAUUAAACUUUGUAUUUACAUUACUUCCGAUAAUGACCAGGCCAUCUAAAAAACAUAUAAUCUCUCCUGAUGCCUAUAGCACCUGCAAAAGAUCUAAAUCAGUCACUAAAGCGAAUAAUGUGAAACCUUAUAAACACACUGAUCAGUCUGCAUCCUACUCUGAUCUUCCCUCAGCCACACUAAACGUGCACCGUUUACUUGGACAAGACAUAUCACUACCUUGCAUCUCGCUUGUCGAUAUAAAUAAGAGCAGUCACAUACCGUUAGAGUCGACAUCAUUUGUCAGUCCAAACAAAAACACCACAUGUUGUGAGCAGUAUUUAGACAGUGCUGUUGAUCCCAAACACCCAGCAAUCUCACAAUCGGCCAUCCUGAGUAGCGGCCCACGGAGUACAUGUAAGCCUGCCUACAAUAGCCAGCCCGGUGAUGUAGAUCUUGACUACUCACCCAGACAUAUACCCCAUCCCCCAACUAAGUGUGCACAAAGUGAACAUCCGCUAGACACCUGCAACAGGCCUGUAUGUAACCAUAUCGACCUUAGAAACUUUGAUAUAAACUCCGAUAAUCUCACCACUGGUAGACCUAAAAGCAGCCAAACAGAACUUAGCCUCACCCAAACUAUUCAAGACCUAUUACCUUACAAAUAUUUAAUCAGUGUUCCAGAAAAUCCCGAUCUGGAAAUUAUAAAAAACACUGAAAAAGUAAUUGACCAUAUAUCAUCUGAAGUGUUGAAAAGACUUCAGUGUAUGCAGA
Schistosoma mattheei is the source of this 1046-nucleotide messenger RNA. Lineage: Eukaryota; Metazoa; Platyhelminthes; Trematoda; Strigeidida; Schistosomatidae. The record is from the annotation of a GenBank genome assembly.